AGCACCUUGUAUCCAAACACCCCCUUUGUUCUAGUAUGGAGUAUAUUUGUGCUUGUAGAGCCAUCAGUAAAUGAACACAUGUGGAAGAACUCUGCUCUGCUCUCUGCUGGGCAUAUAGAAAGUAGGACAGUAAACUCACAUUUGGAAGAAUCAUGGACUGACAGGAGGAGCAGUGCUUGACUGCUUUCCCUUUUUUCAAUAACCUGUUUGUCAGUAGUAGCAUAGUACAUCACAAAGACUGGGGAGUGGGACGGAGGAAGGAAAGCAGUAGGUGUUGGUCAAUGCAGUAGGAGUCUGAGAGAGAGAUGCCAGAGCAGAACAAAAUUUGAUAGGGAAUUAUUUCAAAAAAAAAUGGUAGGGAAUUGAGCUGAAGGGAAGCAGAAGCACAUGGCAGGUUGCCUUGGGCGCAAGGCAGAAACCCGUGUUUGUGGAUUCGAUUGGGGUCACAUGCAUGCAGCAUGAGCAUCCAGCAAGCAAUGCAAAGUGCAAGCAAAGUCAUCUUCUUGUCUUUAUAAAUAAAGGAGGAACGGGAGAAGCUAGCUGCAGGCAGAGCGCCCCGUCUGAUCGAUCUGUCUCCUCCAUUCAUUCUCCCUCCACAGCUCCAGCCUCCAGCUACUAAGAUGGGCAUCAGAGGCGGCAGGGGAGCUCAGCCAUCGGCGUCGCUGCUGCUCGUGUCUCUGACUCUGGUCGGGCUUGUGCUCCUCAGCUUCACCUCCUCCUCAUCAGUCGAGGCGCAGAAGAAGACGUGGUGCGUGGCCAAGCCCUCCGCCUCCAACGACAUCCUGUCUCUGAACCUCAACUACGCGUGCUCUCAAGUGAGCUGCGCCGUCAUCCAGAAGGGCGGGCCCUGCUACUACCCGGACAACUUCGUGUCGCGCGCUGCCGUCGCCAUGAACCUCUACAACGCCGCCAAUGGCAGGCACCCCUGGAACUGCUACUUCAACAACUCGGCACUCGUCGUGCAGUCCGAUCCCAGCUAUGGAUCCUGCACCUACUACUGACCUGCUGCAUGGAAUGGAAUGGAAUGGAGUGUCCUACUUACUCUUCUAGUCUGUAGUAGCUAGCUAAAGCUAAAUUGAAACCGUGCGUCUGUGCUGCAGUUGAGAUCGAUUGGAGAGAUGGCCACCGGUUCGUAAGUAUAUAUACUACAGUAUAUGUUUGGAGAGAUGGAUCGAUUGAUUUCUUCGAUGAAGAGAAUUGAAGGAUGCUGAAGCCAUAGCAUUUCACAUUUAC
Messenger RNA from Setaria italica (foxtail millet), 1233 nucleotides. RefSeq names its product glucan endo-1,3-beta-D-glucosidase. The record is from RefSeq and is a predicted model, not a curated record. NCBI's taxonomy places the organism in Eukaryota, Viridiplantae, Streptophyta, Magnoliopsida, Poales, Poaceae. Bases 621 to 1001 code for a protein of 126 amino acids. The transcript has 2 exons.